AUGCGUCUCCCCAGCGUCCUCCUCGCCACCCUCGCCCUGGCCAGCCCCCUCGCCCGCGCGCAGGACCUCGACUCGCUCCUGGCGGACGCGACCUCUCUCGUCUCGAGCGUCGUGUCGGCCAUCGGCACCGACACGGCCACGGAGCCGCUCAUCACGAGCAUCGAGUCGGCCAUCCAGAGCGCCACCAGCGCCUUGUCCCUGACCGGUGACGCGGGGAGUCUCGUCUCCUCGUACAUCUCCGAGGCGAGCACGGCCCUCGCCUCUGCGACGGAGACGGGGUCGGGGUCCGCGGCGACCACCGGGACGGCAUCGACAUCGGCCGAUGGCUCAGCUGCGACGGGUGAAGGGGACUCCGGUAAUGCGGCGGCAGCACUGUCGGCUGCAGGCGUCUUUGUGCCCGCGGCUCUCGUCGGUGUUGUGGCUCUGUUGUAG
This is a messenger RNA of Fonsecaea pedrosoi CBS 271.37, 432 nucleotides long. RefSeq lists its product as uncharacterized. Lineage: Eukaryota; Fungi; Ascomycota; Eurotiomycetes; Chaetothyriales; Herpotrichiellaceae. The transcript has a single exon. The record is from RefSeq and is a predicted model, not a curated record. The coding region runs from base 1 to 432 and encodes 143 amino acids.